Messenger RNA from Otolemur garnettii (small-eared galago), 1358 nucleotides. RefSeq names its product fibroblast growth factor 21 (gene FGF21). The record is from RefSeq and is a predicted model, not a curated record. NCBI's taxonomy places the organism in Eukaryota, Metazoa, Chordata, Mammalia, Primates, Galagidae. The coding region runs from base 684 to 1319 and encodes 211 amino acids. The transcript is spliced from 3 exons. Gene Ontology annotation, molecular function: growth factor activity; fibroblast growth factor receptor binding. Gene Ontology annotation, cellular component: cytoplasm. Gene Ontology annotation, biological process: fibroblast growth factor receptor signaling pathway; positive regulation of gene expression; animal organ morphogenesis.
ACAGGGGUCCAGGUUCCCAGCUCCUCCUCCCUCAGACCCAAGGGUCCAGGCCCUUGAUCCCCUCAUCCCUAACACCCAGGUUUGUGGGCCCCCAACCCCUCUUCCCUCUGAAUCAGGGUCUAGGCUUCCAGCUCUUCCUCCCUCAGACCUGGGGAUCCAGUCCCCCAGCCUCUCCUUCAGACCCAGGAAUCCAGGACCCCAGCCCCUCCUCCCUCAGCCCUGGCAUUUUGAGACCCGACAUCUUCCCUGAGACCCAGGAAUCUUCACCCAAGCCCCUAUUGCCUGGGUCCCAGCUAAUCAGGCUCUCAUCUCCCUCAUCUCCUAGACCUAAGAGUCCAGGCCCCCAACUUGAAGGACCCCCAGAUUGCAUCAUGCGUCCAGGCUGCCUGGCCACGGUGGAAUUCUGGCUCCCGCCAAGUGGGUCAAAUAUCAUGAGUCAGGCAUUGGGAGGGUGACGGGGCGGAUCUGUCUGGGUAUAAAUUCUGGAGCUUCUGCAUCUCUCCCAGGAGGCCUGGAUGUCCUGCCAGCUGGGGAUCCACGAGCAAGAGGACCCAGGCAUUCAAGCUACCUGAGCAGCAAACUGUGAAUCUGCUCUCUGGGACAGCCACAAUCUGGAAGGAACUCUAGACCCUUCAACUUCUCCAGCCUCGCAACCCUGAGCUCCCCUGAGGACUGAACCAUAGAUGGGCUGGGACAAGGCCAGGACUGGGUUCAAGCACCCAGGACCAUGGUUUCCCCUGCUGGCUGUACUUUUGUUGGGAGCCUGCCAGGCACACCCUAUCCCUGACUCCAGCCCCCUACUCCAGUUUGGUGGCCAAGUCCGGCAGCGGUACCUCUACACAGAUGAUGCCCAGGAGACAGAAGCCCACCUGGAGAUCAGGGAAGAUGGCACAGUGGUGGGGGCUGCACAACAGAGCCCUGAAAGUCUCUUGGAGCUGAAAGCUUUAAAGCCAGGGGUCAUUCAAAUCUUGGGAGUCAAGACAUCCAGGUUCCUGUGCCAGAGGCCAGAUGGGGGCCUAUAUGGAUCGCUCUACUUUGACCCCAAGGCCUGCAGUUUCCGGGAGCUGCUUCUUGAGGAUGGAUACAACGUUUACUGGUCUGAGACCUAUGGCCUCCCACUGCACCUGCCUCCUGCCAAUUCCCCAUACUGGGGCCCAUCCCUUCGGAGCCCAGCCCGCUUCCUGCCACUGCCAGGCCCUCCUGCAGCAUCCCCAGAGCUGCCGGGGAUCUUGGCCCUGGAACCCCCCGAUGUGGGCUCCUCGGACCCUCUGAGCAUGGUGGGGCCUUCGCAGGGCCGAAGCCCCAGCUAUGCUUCCUGAAGCUGCGGCUGUUUGUUAUUGAGUCUCCUCCUUAUUUAU